Pecten maximus is the source of this 577-nucleotide messenger RNA. RefSeq lists its product as uncharacterized. The record is from RefSeq and is a predicted model, not a curated record. Lineage: Eukaryota; Metazoa; Mollusca; Bivalvia; Pectinida; Pectinidae. The coding region runs from base 39 to 539 and encodes 166 amino acids. The transcript is spliced from 3 exons.
GAGGGGGUGGGGGUAGGUAGGUGGAGUCCGAGGUGGACAUGCGCAACGGGUCAAACUACAGGUCAGCUACAAGGCAGAUGACAGCGAUGGCGUUGAUAGCAACACUUUUUCUACUCGUCGGUGGGACGUUCGCAGAUCCAUUUCCACAGAAAUGUACACCAAAAGGAGACAUCCUUGCAUGUCCGGGGAAUGUCUUUGUAGCUGCCUCCUCGGACAUCCUCGAAGUGACAUGGAUAACCUUCGAAAGACUGACGUUUUUCAAUUUGACCCGUGACCAGGCUCCAAACGUCACCUUCAUAGGAGUGUCGAGAACAAACCUAAACUGUUCGGUGUUCGAAGGGUUCCCGAUUGUUUUCCUAAACAGCAUCCCAUGCGAAUUCAAUUUAACGACGACGGCGGAAACUACAUCGACUGUAACAAGUGGAACAAGAAAGGUUACCCAGACCACUGUGAAAACGACCUCUACCGUUGUGACAAGGAGGACAUUUAAAACGAGAACGGUACAUACCGUUUAUCUGAUCUUUACAAUCGUUACAUAACAUUUAGUAGCUGACCGAUGGUCGGUGUAUAGAUCUAU